This is a messenger RNA of Rana temporaria (common frog), 1448 nucleotides long. RefSeq names its product potassium channel tetramerization domain containing 6 (gene KCTD6). Lineage: Eukaryota; Metazoa; Chordata; Amphibia; Anura; Ranidae. Gene Ontology annotation, biological process: protein homooligomerization. The record is from RefSeq and is a predicted model, not a curated record. Gene Ontology annotation, molecular function: protein binding.
AGAUCAGUGAAGAUAUUUGAUGCUCAGAGAAUCGCAGACGCCUUCCUGUAAUCCUAUUCAUAAGAAACAGGAGGACGCGAUCAGUGUAUGCAUUCCUCAGCAUUCAAACGUCAUAUUCACUCCAAGCAUCAGUCGUUGGAUCAAAUGGACAAUGGAGACUGGGGAUACAUGAAGACUGACCCAGUCACACUCAAUGUCGGGGGCAAUGUAUACACGACAUCUCUGUCUACGCUGACCCGUUAUCCGGACUCCAUGUUGGGUGCCAUGUUCCGGGGCGACUUCCCCACCGCUAGAGACUCGCAGGGUAACUACUUCAUCGAUCGCGAUGGUUCCCUUUUCCGAUACAUUCUAAACUUUCUUCGGACAUCAGAACUAACUCUUCCCGUAGACUUUAAGGAAUAUGACCUGCUUCGGAAAGAAGUCGAUUUUUAUCAGAUCGAACCUUUAAUCCAAUUUCUGAACGAUCCCAAACCUUUGUACCCCACGGACACCUUUGAAGAAGUCGUUGAGCUGUCUAGUACGAGGAAACUGUCCAAGUACUCCAAUCCCGUCGCCGUCAUUAUUACCCAACUCACCAUCACGACCAAGGUGCAUGCGUUGCUGGAGGGGAUCGCCAACCACUUCACCAAGUGGAACAAGCACAUGAUGGACACUCGGGAUUGCCAAGUCUCCUUUACUUUUGGGCCUUGUGAUUACCACCAAGAGAUCUCCCUCAGAGUCCAUCUGAUGGAAUACAUCACUAAGCAAGGCUUUACAAUCCGCAAUACCCGGGUCCACCAUAUGAGCGAACGGGCCAACGAGAACACAGUGGAGCAUAACUGGACUUUCUGCCGACUAGCAAGAAAGACAGAUGACUGAUGGAGUUUGGACCAUUGCCUUUAAUGUAGGCAUUAAAUCGGAAUUCAUGUUCUCUACUAAACAAAGUGCUGUUGUGGGCACCCCACUGUAUUUAUUGAUAGCGACUAUGACUGAAUAGAACUAAUUUAACUCCUUAGACCUGUAGUCCGGCACGCAUGCAUGUGCCUGAAAAUGGAGGUCACCCUUCAGUAAUGUUCUCCAUGCUUUCACGUAGGCUUCCAAACCCUUAAUGUAACAUUGCUCUACUCUGUUCAUACCGAAUGCUGAUGUGUGUCUUGUAGGGUGACGCUUAAAGAUGGAAUUCUACAGGCAUAAAGUUGGACUUCUAAUCUCAAGUUGCCGAAGAACCAUGGCCAGUCUUCAGUUUGGUCGGUUAGUCCUAGACUUGAUGAUCUAUUCCAGGGGUCUCCAAACCUUAUAAAAAAAGGGCCAGUUUACUGUCCUUCAGACUUUAGGGGGGCUGGACUGUGGUCACUGGGAGUGGAAAAGGGCCGAAGGCAGCAGGGGAAAAAACAAUGCCCUAUCGUUGGUGUCAGCAGGAGGAAUUAUGUCAUCAUUGGUGUCAUUGGUCCCCGUUGUUAAUGGUAUUG